This is a messenger RNA of Encephalitozoon romaleae SJ-2008, 1257 nucleotides long. RefSeq lists its product as hypothetical. The transcript has a single exon. Gene Ontology annotation, molecular function: single-stranded DNA binding. Bases 1 to 1257 code for a protein of 418 amino acids. The record is from RefSeq and is a predicted model, not a curated record. Gene Ontology annotation, cellular component: RNA polymerase III complex. Lineage: Eukaryota; Fungi; Microsporidia; Unikaryonidae.
AUGCCAGGAUUAGUAGGAGAGAUACUGGGGGACUAUGGGACCAUACUACAGAAAAUAGGUCUUUUCCUGAGAAAAAGAAAUGGAAGCACGAUGGAAUACAUAACUCAGGGCACAUCUCUAGCAUAUUCCCAGGUGAUUCACGGCCUUUCUCUGAUGAUACAGCGCAGGCUUGUAAAGUACUUUCAAUAUGAAAAGAAAGUCCACUAUGUACUUGAUACAGACAUGGCAUAUAGAAGGAUGUAUUUCGGGACUUAUUGCAGUCUCGUUGAGGAUUUGUUUGGAGAAGAGGUUGCCGAAGGGUUUAUGAAGAUAUUGGUGAAUGGAUUUACCAAGGUGAAUAUCUCUUUGGAAAAAAAAGUCGAGGAACUUGUCAGUGCAGGAGUGAUUAUCUCUAUAAGUAUGAAGGAGGCAGGCAUAUUAGUUGCAGAAUCAAAAAACCUAGGAGAGCACAUGACAAGAGACAGACAAGAUAAAGUGAACGAAGAGGUGCACAGGAAGAGCAGGAAAACCGUAGAAAGGGCAAGAUUUCAUGUCAUUGACUUUGAUGCCUUGCAUGCCAUGAUGAUAAACAAUAGACUUCUAGCUCUUGUUAAGAAAAGGUAUCUAUCAAAGGCUGAAAGGAUUUAUAAGUCGAUUCUCGGACGUAACUUGGUAACUGUGGAUGCUAUAAUAGAAAGCCUCGAGGAUGAGGCGGACAUCACCAGAGGAGAUGUUGUCUCAUGCAUCAAAUACUUUAACAAUUGUGGGCUUGUCAGGAAAAGUAUGGAUUGUACAGAAACCUAUUUUAAGGAUGAAGACGACAUAAGAAAGAUUCUUGUUGUCGACACAUUAAACAGGAUUCUGUCUGAAAACAGCAAAGAAGCACGAAGGAUUUUCAACAUGAUGCUAGAAUACAAAUCACUAGAAGACAAGGACAUUGUAAUCAAGUCGCUUGUUCCUUCUCAUAUUGUCAAGAAAGCAGUUCUUAUGCUUCAUUCAAACGGAUUUAUGGUGUUAAAGCAUACGGGAGCUGGAGAGUCGAGGCCGGUACUUGAAUGGCAAGUGGAUAUUGAUCGUGUAUCAAGGAUUGUCAGCGAAGAAAUCAAGCGAGUACUAGAGGAAUCCUGGACACUGAUAAACCAAAGAUGGGGAUAUAUUGGAAGCAACGGGGAUGGCGAGGAUGGAGGGAGAAAAGAGCUCGAGCGGAUGCUGGGCUUGUCGUUAGAUUUUUUUGUUCUUGGGAUCCGAAAUAUAAGCUUCAAAUCCGAGAUAUUUUGA